Molecule: messenger RNA, 2861 nt
Organism: Frieseomelitta varia
Lineage: Eukaryota; Metazoa; Arthropoda; Insecta; Hymenoptera; Apidae
Product: cytochrome P450 4V2-like
Exons: 9
Coding region: 319-2673 (784 amino acids)
Molecular function (GO): monooxygenase activity; iron ion binding; oxidoreductase activity, acting on paired donors, with incorporation or reduction of molecular oxygen
Source: RefSeq, a predicted model, not a curated record
UAUAUACAAGUGGAAUAUCAAAACAUAUGAUGAUGAAGUGACAAUUUUGUAAGAAUCAAAUUUGUUAAUACAUACUUGCAAGCUGUAUUCUCACAAAUCUCUUAUUAUCUGUAGUGACACGCAAAAGAACAAUAAAACGUCAGAAGCAUAACGUUAUACAACAUUCACCUCUUAAAGAAGGAUACUUAACAAUUCAUUCUAAUUUGGAAAUGUAUAUACACAACAUGCAUAAAUACUUUUUAAGAUAUUUCAUACAUGGAUAUUGUAUGAAUAAAAACUACUAGCUAUUACAUCAUCCACUAAAUACAAAUAUUUAAAAUGCCACAAGUGGAUGGUGCUACAAUACCAAUAACAAAUAAUCAGAACAGUGCAGCUGUACAUAAUCGUAAUACAAGUAGUUCAACUGAAUCAGCCUUAAAUAAUAACAAUAUGAAUACUACGAGGAAUAACAAUAAUCAGAACCCAUUAGUUAAUGUAAGGGAUAGAUUGUUUCAUGCACUAUUUAUUAGGGCUGCAUUAACUUAUGCAAGAACAUUUCCAAGGCCUGUCAGAAGAUUUAUAGAAUUUAUAGUUUUACUGAAGGCUAUAGCAGCAUUUUUUGUGUUGGCUUAUAUUCAUAUAGUUUUUUCACGAGCACCAACUAAUUGUUUAGAACAUAUAAGAGAUGAUUGGCCCCGUGAUGGUAUUUUAAGAGUUGAAAUACUUAGAAACGGGGGAGAAGAUUACAAUAUAGAAAAGAGUUAUGCAAAAGAAGAAAAAUUACGACAAGAAAAAGUUGACGAUUUAACUAGUGCGUUAGGAAUAUUAACUAGAGAUGGAUUUAUAAACAUUGAACCAUCUGCUGUUGAUGAAGAACGUGAUAUUACUAAUGCGUCAAACGAAGAAAAUCACGAUAGCUUAAUAUUAUCGGAGAAAGAAAUAGUUAGAAGUGCUACCAUUUCUGGAGAUAGACAAGAUCCAAAUUUAAGCAUUACUAAUACUACAACAAGUCCAUCCUUAUUUACUAAGUUCUGGAAUGGAAUGAAUAUAGAUAGUAAAGAAGUAUCAAACGAGAAAAUAUUAACAAAUGCAGGGAAUAAUACUGUAGUGCAGGAUACAAAUAAAUCCAAUAAAGAAGACGUUCAACCUUUAAAAGAUCCGAAUUCUGAAGUUAGGACAGGUGAUGGUUAUAUCGUAGAAUAUUCGUUAGAAUAUGGUUUUCUGAGAUUAUCACCUGUAGCACGGCAAAGAUUAAACAUUCCUGUAAAAAUCGUUACUUUGGAUCCUGUUAACGAUAAAUGCUUUGGCGAUGACUUCUCAAGAUUAAUACUUGAUGAACUCUUAGGAUACGAUGAUCUAUUGAUGGCAAGUAUCAAGACACUGGCGGAACAUGAAGAUAAUCAAGGAUUUUUACGAAACGUAGUGACUGGAGAACAUUAUCGAUUUGUAAACAUGUGGAUGGCUAGAACUACAUACGUUGCUGCAUUUUUCAUCAUGUUAGUUUUUACCAUUUCGAUUUCGAUGUUACUGCGAUACUCGCAUCACCAGAUCUUCGUUUUCAUUGGUAAUCCAUUCUUCACCGGCAAUAAGAUGAGAUACAUGUUCGAGUUGGUGUCCAAGUGCUCGAACAACUUCGUUGAUUAUUUGUACGAACACUCGGAAUUUCAUUCCGCGGUAGAGUUGAAAGACAUCUUCACCAGAUACAGUAACGACGUAAUCGCAACGGCAGCUUUCGGAAUAGAGGUGAACUCGCUGAAGGAUCCAGACAACGAGUUCUACAAGAGAGGACUCGAUGUCUCCUCCUUGUUCGGGGGUACUCUUCGUUUUAUGAAAUUCCUGUUGUUCCGAUUGAGCCCGCGUCUAACGAGAGCGGCGGGAGUGACGUUUCUGUCUCGAGCGACGGCCAGAUUUUUCUGGAACGUGAUCUCCGAAACGGUAACCGCAAGGGAGAAACGAGGCAUCGUUAGACCAGACAUGAUACAUCUUAUGAUGCAGGCCAAAGACUCGAAGAAACCUGGUUCGUCCUGUAUGACUAUCGACGACAUCGUAGCUCAGGCGUUCAUUUUCUUCUUGGCCGGUUUCGACACUGUUUCCACCUUGAUGUGCCAUGUCGUUUACGAGUUGGCUUUGCAUCAAGACGUACAGCAAAAGCUACGCGAAGAGAUAGACGGUUGUUUGAAAGCAGGAAACGGGAAAAUUUCUUACGAGGCUAUGUCGAACAUGGAGUACAUCGAAAUGGUAAUAUCCGAGGCUCUCAGAAUGCAUCCUCCGACGUUGAUAGUGGACCGAGUUUGCGCAAAGAAAUUCGAAUUGCCUUCAGCGGCGCCCGGUUAUCAAACUGCGACAGUGUAUCCUAAUAAUAACGUUUGGAUCCCUGUUAUUGCGAUUCAUCACGAUCCUAAGUAUUUCCCUGAACCGGAGAGGUUCGAUCCCGAACGAUUCAAUAAAGAAAAUAAGAACAACAUCGAUCCGCACGCGUAUAUACCGUUUGGCGUUGGCCCUAGAAAAUGUAUUGGCAAUCGUUUCGCGUUGAUGGAAACGAAACUUUUGAUAAUCCAUCUGUUGGCAAAAUUUGUUAUAAAACCUAACGAAAGAACAAAGAUCCCCAUUGUGUACAAGAAAGUUGAUUUUACGCUGGCCUCGAAGGACGGAUUUUGCGUCACUCUGGAAAAAAGAAAGUCAAAUUCACCGUAAACGCGUAUGUGUACGUUUUACGUUGACAAAUGUAUAAUCGAUCGAUUGGUUUUCUUGUUUUAUUCCUCUUUCUUGUUUUAAUCUGAAGCCGUUUCUAUCCUCAAGGGUGUGACGAUCUUUUCCACGGUUUCAUUUUCUUUAUUUUUGAGAAAGUAAAAUUCGAUUGAUUCUCCAUUGCGAGAUUAAAU